This is a messenger RNA of Iphiclides podalirius (scarce swallowtail), 1080 nucleotides long. The record is from the annotation of a GenBank genome assembly. Lineage: Eukaryota; Metazoa; Arthropoda; Insecta; Lepidoptera; Papilionidae.
AUGUCCGGUCGGUUACGAAGAGCGGUACAGUUGCGCACUACGUACAGUCAUCCGGACAGCGUCGUGCGUUCGAUCACCGGGAGCGGUACAGUCGCGCGGUCGAGGACAGAUAGCGGUACAGUCACGCGGUCGAUCAAAGAGCGCGGUACAGUCGCUUCGCACGUACAGUCAGCGCGGUACAGCCGCUUCGCACGUACAGUUGUGCAGGCGCACGGAGGGCCUGUCGUGCGUUCGAUCACCGGGAGCGGUACAGUCGCGCGGUCGAGGCCAGAUAGCGGUACAGUCGCGCGGUCGAUCAAAGAGCGCGGUACAGCCGCUUCGCACGUACAGUUGUGCAGGCGCACGGAGGGCCUGUCGUGCGUUCGAUCACCGGGAGCGGUCCAGUCGCGCGGUCGAGGCCAGAUAGCGGUACAGUCGCGCGGUCGAUCAAAGAGCGCGGUACAGCCGCUUCGCACGUACAGUUGUGCAGGCGCACGGAGGGCCGUGUUCGAUCACCGGCGUUCGAUCACCGGGAGCGGUACAGUCGCGCGGUCGAUCAAAGAGCGCGGUACAGUCGCGCGGCACGUACAGUUGUGCAGGCGCACGGAGGGCCUGUCGUGCGUUCGAUCACCGGGAGCGGUACAGUCGCGCGGUCGAUCAAAGAGCGCGGUACAGCCGCUUCGCACGUACAGUUACAGUUGUCGCAGGUCGAGGCCAGAUAGCGGUACAGUCGCGCGGUCGAUCAAAGAGUCGCGCGGCACGUACAGUAGUGCAGGCGCACGGAGGGCCUGUCGUGCGUUCGAUCACGGGAGCGGUACAGUCGCGCGGUCGAGGCCAGAUAGCGGUACAGUCGCGCGGUCGAUCAAAGAGCGCGGUACAGUCGCGCGGCACGUACAGUUGUGCAGGCGCACGGAGGGCCUGUCGUGCGUUCGAUCACCGGGAGCGGUACAGUCGCGCGGUCGAGGCCAGAUAGCGGUACAGUCGCGCGGUCGAUCAAAGAGCGCGGUACAGUCGCGCGGCACGUACAGUUGUGCAGGCGCACGGAGGGCCUGUCGUGCGUUCGAUCACCGGGAGCGGUACAGUCGCGCGGUCGAGGCCAGA